Messenger RNA from Daktulosphaira vitifoliae (grape phylloxera), 4029 nucleotides. RefSeq lists its product as uncharacterized. Gene Ontology annotation, biological process: adenylate cyclase-activating adrenergic receptor signaling pathway. The transcript is spliced from 4 exons. Gene Ontology annotation, cellular component: membrane. Gene Ontology annotation, molecular function: G protein-coupled receptor activity; dopamine neurotransmitter receptor activity, coupled via Gi/Go. Lineage: Eukaryota; Metazoa; Arthropoda; Insecta; Hemiptera; Phylloxeridae. The record is from RefSeq and is a predicted model, not a curated record. Bases 1 to 1974 code for a protein of 657 amino acids.
AUGAUUUCAGGAGAGUUUCCAUUUGCUCCAGUUUAUUGCUUAGCAUGGAUAUGCUUAGAUGUGUUAUUUUGCACAGCUAGUAUAAUGCACUUGUGCACUAUAAGUGUUGACAGGUACUUAAGUUUGAGAUAUCCUAUGAAAUUCGGCCGUAACAAAACUAGACGACGAGUUAUACUAAAAAUUACAUUUGUAUGGCUCUUGUCGAUUGCCAUGAGUUUGCCAUUAAGUCUCAUGCACUCAAAAAAUCUUAGCUCAGUAUUGGUGAAUGGCUCAUGUCAGAUACCUGAUCCAUUGUACAAGCUCAUCGGAUCUAUAAUAAGCUUUUACAUACCUUUAGGAGUAAUGAUACUCACGUACACAUUGACCGUCCGACAUUUAGCGGCAAAGAGACAAAAUCUACAAACUGGGAUAACACGAAAUACAAACCACAGUGGAAACAACGGAAGAAGUUGGCGUAGGAUUCUAAGGAGAAAUUACAGGAGAACAAGGUCGGAUGAGUCGGAUGUUCAAUUAGCUAAAACAGGAGAACCUGUGACUGCGAUAAACUCAGUGACUGUAGACGAGAAAGAAGCCAACCGUGAGACUGCACUGGAUAAACCACAAUUUUCAAACACAAGAACUGAUAAAACUACCAGUCCUAAUAUUGGACAGAGCAUUUAUGAUAACGAAAAUAUUAAAAUCAACAAUCACGUUCAACAGCCGAACACGCCUAUUUCCAGUUGCACAAGCACUCCGUUCAAACAUCAUCUGUCAGCUUGUUCCACCGAUACGGAAAUGACUUCAUUGGAUGCUCGAGAACUAUGGUUACCUGAUUCGGAACUCACACCGUCGACCAUGUCAGCUUUACAUCAAUUUGGUGCAGAAAUGCUACGCCUAUCCCGAGGUCUAGAACAAGUGGCAUCGUCACCAGAAUCUAAACCCACCUCUCCAACUAGAUCUAGGUUAUCUUCGACUAAAAGCGAUGGAGAUAAUGAGAAUUGUGAAAAUGACUUGGAACAUUAUCUCAAUGAAUCCGUAGACUCUGAAGAAACGGAUACCCCACACAAUCGACGUAUCAAACGACAACGACGACGCCGUCGAAAAAGAUCAGGUACAUUACACGAUUCAAUGCGUCGACGAUUUGACAGCCAACAACACAACCGACCGGUUCGAAUGAGAAGUUUCCACGAAGAUGAAUUUCGUGAUAGGACAGAUCAACCCGACCCCGAACAGAUUAAUGGUGGUGACGAAAAUGAACCUAAAAUUGUAGGUACCCUUCUUAAAGCAGAGUAUCAACGCAAACCUGGUUUAGACGAGGAAAUCUGUCUUCUGCCACCACCUCCGAACCACCAAGAUUCUAUGUCAGGUGCUGUUGUAUCAUCAACGCCACCGCCUAAACAAUUGUCAACCGUCGAUACGGUAACCCGAUGGACACCAUCGUCUAAUUUGAUAAAAACUUCAGUAGCUGGAUUAAAUCAACCCCUGAGGCGUGCCAUGACUCAAAAAUUAAUCCGAAAGAAAACACCGAUACUAGGAUCUUCUAAACAGCAGACACAUAUGACGCGAUAUGGAUCCACACUAGGGCUUCCAGCUACCGCAAACUCCUCACGUCCUAACACACCGCAAAGAUCUGAAAACAUCAGUAGAUCAAGCGUGAUGAUCAGGAAUUCAUACAGACAUGGUCGAAUUAUUCGGUUGGAGCAAAAAGCCACAAAAGUGCUAGGUGUCGUUUUCUUUACGUUCGUAGUACUGUGGACGCCGUUUUUCGCUCUUAACCUAGUGCCAUCAAUUUGCCCAACAUGCGAGGCGUACAUCAGCAAAGGCGUCAUGGAUCUAGUCACUUGGCUGGGCUAUGCCAGUUCGAUGGUGAAUCCUGUUUUUUAUACGAUAUUUAACAAAGUGUUUAGGCAAGCGUUUAAGCGGGUGUUGCUUUGUAAGUACCGGAAACGAAAUAAACGGCAGUCGUGGCCGCCGCCGCCAACCAGGAAGUUGUAAAUCCGGUCCCGUGAGACAUACAAUACAAACAGCACUUAACCUAUUGGACAGAUAACUAAAAUACAAACUCUACAAGCAACUAAGAGUUGACUGGCUUGUCUUGCUUAUUGUCUAACUACACACACAUAUAUUCUAAUCUUGAUGUGUUACAUUUUUCAAUACAAUACAAAUUGUAAAAAUCCCAAACGAUAGAUAUGAUGUAUUAAAAACCAAAUUAAACAGUUCACAGACUUUUUUAGUUUUUACAUAAAAAAUUGUCAAUGAUACAAUUUAUUACAAAUGCACGAAUUUGACAUUUAUUAAAUAUGUUAUCCUUCCAAUUAUUUCGUCGAACUUACAAUAUUAAUAAAUAUAAUUCACAAAAAAUGCUUUGAAUACUUCUAAGUCAAAUUUAAUGAACUAUCUAAACUAAGUAAAACUGUUUUUAGAAUGUGCAGUGAAUUUAAGUAACGAAUAUGUAAUGUGAUGUUAAUAGAUACAUGGAUCACAAACUUCCAAUGAAUUAUCUAUCGAAAUACAUUGGAGAUCAACUAUAUACUAUAUAACUAUAUACACAUAAAGUAUGUUGUCGAAUCGGUUGUUGAUAUUCCAAAUCCAUAUAAUCAAAAAAAUGUCAAGAAAACAAAAAGAAAUUAUUAAAAUAAAAUAAUUAAAUUAAAAUAACUCAAUGUAAACUAGUCAUAACACACAUUUAAAAAAAAAUGUAUUCGUGAUUUAAUUUAAACUUAUGAUUUUAUUUGACAAAAUCUACUGUGUUUGCAUUUUUAAUUCUAUUGAUCGUGUUAUUUUAUAAUGUUUUGUAAAUAUGUUGUUAAAUAUAAUUAUAUAUUCUGGAAGUAUAGGAGGUCGUUAUUUUUUUAUUUGGGGGUGGGAGAAAUUGAAAAAAGCAACCAGCAUUUCAGUAAGAGUAUGACGAAACCAUCAACACUAGAUAAUGUGAAACAAUCUCAUUUUCAGCUGAUACCACAACGCGAUUGUUUACUGAACAAAUGACAACACAGAAUCUCUUUGAAAGCCAUAACCUAAAUAACAAGGCAAAACAUCUUUUUAGACAUCGAUAAUUGAUUAUGUUCAAAAUAAAACACAUAAUACUUUUCUGUUUGUUUUCAAAAUUGUAAAUGUAUACAAUUCUGGCUUUUUCAAAGUCUAAUAAAGCAGAAAUUAUACAACAAUUAUCAUCACAUUGAGAAUAUUAUGUCAUAGUCAAGUUUAUUUUAAACGACAAGAAAAAUUCAGAUUAACUUAAGUGCAAAAUUACCACAAAUUUAAACUAAAUUUUUUUUUAAUCAUUAAUUAUUAUUUUAGUUUGUUUAAUAAAAUAUUGAGUUGUAACUAAUAUUAAUACCUUAAAAUUUUUUUAAUAAAAAUGUAUUAUUUUUUAUUAAACAACAAUUAUUACUUCUAUGGUUUAAAAAUUAUUCUUGUCUGAUUAUUUAAGAAUGAAAAUUGUAUAAAUAUAACGUGAUACUCACUAACAGUUGUGAGAAAGUUUAUGAAGCGUAAAAAUUCUAAAUAUAUUGUAAACAAACUAAACAAAUCAACUAAAACUUACGAUAAUCGUCGUUUUUACUAAAACUAUUUGUUUUAUAACAAAUGUAACUUAUUAAGAAUAUUACCCACCAUUCUUUCUGUCCUAUAAUGAUUUUCAUAAAAUAUACAGAUUAAAAUUUGAUUUAUUUCUAUAAAUCAUAGAAACUAUCAAAUUUAAUGUAAGAUAAAAUUAUUUCUAAAAGUACAUUUUUUACUAUCUCUCAAAAGUUAAAUAGAAAACUAUUUUUAGUUAUAGGCAAGUGGGCUGCACCAACUGGAAAAAUUUUUAACUGUAUAUUAUGUUAAAAAUAGAGCAUCGUUUAACGCUACCCUCUUCAUAUUUUUUAGUUCUUUAAAUGCUAAUAUCUAUCACAUUUUUGUGAAAAAAUCAUUAUUUGGAGGGUAGAAUUCUUAAUAAAUCACACUAUAUACUUCAUUAGUUACCUAUAAAAAAAUUUGUGAAUGUAUUUUCAUGUAAAAACUUACCUUAAAUUACCUAAAAAAAUAAACGCAUUCAUCUUCCCC